CAACACGAGAAAUACACGAGUACCAAAUAAGCAAUAUGGGAGACACCACGCUGAAAGAAGUUGUUGAAAAUUUGACCGAUAUUUCUCCAGGACCGGAGACAAAUGGCACAGCAAAGAUACCAGCAACGCCAGAGGGGAUGGCGGUUGCGUAUGGAAGUUUAGUUUUGAUGGCAUUACUGCCAAUUUUCUUCGGAUCACUUAGGUCCGUAAGGUACCAUAAGGAGCAAAAGGAAUCUGGAGAAAAACCUGAAACGAUGUCAAGUAAAGAUGCAGCCAUGUUUCCCAUCAUUGCCAGCUGCACCCUCUUGGGGUUAUAUAUAUUCUUUAAGAUUUUCUCCAAAGAGUACAUCAACCUACUCCUGACAUUUUAUUUUUUCUUCCUUGGAGUGCUUGCCCUUGCGCACAUCCUAAGCCCUGUAGUGAACAAGCUGAUCCCAGCAGCAUUCCCAGAUGAGCAGUAUCACUUACUGCUGAGAAGAGGGAAAGAUAAAGAAAAGAGAGAAGAUCUCAUGGACUAUGAGUUCAACAAUAAAGAUCUUGUGUGUCUUCUCUUGUGUGCUGGGUUUGGUGUCUGGUACCUGCUGAAGAAGCACUGGAUUGCCAACAACCUGUUUGGGCUUGCCUUUGCUGUCAAUGGCGUAGAACUGCUACAGUUGAACAGAAUCAGCACAGGCUGUAUACUUCUAGGCGGGCUCUUUCUUUAUGACAUAUUCUGGGUAUUUGGAACCAAUGUCAUGGUCACUGUUGCCAAAUCCUUUGAAGCGCCAAUCAAAUUGGUGUUUCCUCAGGAUCUCCUGGAGAAGGGGCUUGCAGCUAAUAAUUUUGCCAUGUUAGGACUGGGAGAUAUUGUUAUUCCAGGCAUAUUUAUUGCCCUUUUACUGAGAUUUGAUGUCAGUCUGAAGAAGGGUGGCAAGGUGUAUUUCUACACUAGUUUUGCAGCAUAUUUCCUGGGCCUAAUGACUACAAUAUUCAUCAUGCAUGUAUUCAAGCAUGCACAGCCGGCCUUGCUGUACCUUGUGCCUGCAUGUAUUGGUGCACCACUCAUAACUGCCAUUGUAAGAGGGGAACUUAAAGAACUGUUUGCUUAUGAAGAUAACCCAGAGAAACUGGAGGAGACAAGUGAAGAGGAUGAGAAAUCUACAGAGAACAAACAGACAUCCAAAGAGGACGGAAAAGAAGAAAAGAAAAUCAAAUAAUAACAUCUCAUUGAUAGAAUGAUAUACUUUUUUGUUUUUUUGAAGUAUAGUGCAUAUAUUUUCAGCUUUUUAUAUCACUAUUAUUUAUUUCAAAGUGAAUUGUACAGGUAGUGUACUUGGUUUCAAACAUGUUAUCAUUACAUCUGUAUGAUAAGUGAAAAGGAAAAAGUUGAACAUUGCUUGUUUCACUCUUUUUAGUAAUAUUAUUACUUUGUUGCAACUUGUUGGGAGAAUGGCAAAUAACUUUGUUCUCUAUUCCUGGAGAUUAUUAUGAACUAAAUUUUAUUGCCUUUGCCAUUUGGAAAAAUUAAUUGGGUAAAUGUGGUUUGGAAUGGAUGUCUAGUUAACAAUUUUCAUAGAAUGCUCAAACAAUAUUUAAAGUCUCACAUUAUUUAAUUUUAGUAACUAUUAUUUCCAUAAGAUACAUAUGGACAGAAACCAUUGUAAUACUGCACUCUAGGAUGCUGGAUAUUUAAGUGACACUGUUAUUUGCCGACCAGAGUAAACUCCUUACAUUUACGUUGUUAAUGUAAAAUAUCAAACAUCAGUCAAUGUCCUUUUUGACACUUGCCUAAUACAAUAG
This is a messenger RNA of Lingula anatina, 1779 nucleotides long. Its product is annotated as signal peptide peptidase. Gene Ontology annotation, biological process: membrane protein proteolysis. The record is from RefSeq and is a predicted model, not a curated record. Gene Ontology annotation, cellular component: cytoplasmic side of endoplasmic reticulum membrane; lumenal side of endoplasmic reticulum membrane; membrane. Gene Ontology annotation, molecular function: aspartic endopeptidase activity, intramembrane cleaving. NCBI's taxonomy places the organism in Eukaryota, Metazoa, Brachiopoda, Lingulata, Lingulida, Lingulidae.